This is a messenger RNA of Rubroshorea leprosula, 2572 nucleotides long. NCBI's taxonomy places the organism in Eukaryota, Viridiplantae, Streptophyta, Magnoliopsida, Malvales, Dipterocarpaceae. The record is from the annotation of a GenBank genome assembly.
GGUAGAGAUACAUCCCUCCGCCCGCAGUUGCUACUGCUCCUGCAGCUUCCAGUCUGCUACUAGGGUUUUCAUCUCUUGCAGAUAAACAAAAUGGGUCCUGUGGGUGUGGAAGUCCCUAUCAUCGGCAGCGACUACGUUAAAUGGAUUGAGGUCUCUGUACCUACAGCUCUCAAUAACAAUGACUGUGGUGCUUCUUUUGCUACUCAAGCUAAAGAUUACGCCUCCAGCACCCACAUCGGAGAUGCUCCUUUUCUCGUUUGGCGAAUUCAGAUGACUCUACCCAAUGCUCUGGAGUUAUUUGAGUUGCACUUGAAUCAGGAAUUUCCUGGGGUUGGGUUGCGCCUCACUUUCUCCUGCCCCCUUUAUCCUUUCGGUUUUGUCUGCAGAAGCAACCAGAUUAGUGAAGCUGGUAGUGACUCCCAUUAUCUGCUUUAUGCUUUGACUGUUUCUGGAGUUGCUUACUUGCUUAAGCUUUCCAAAGACAUAUCUGCAUAUUCAUCCUGCUUUGUAUUCCCAAAAGAGGAUCUUGUGGAGCUUGAUUUGCAAACUAAUUCCAGUAAUGGACCAAUUAGUUCUGUAGCAGCUGCACCUGGAUGCCUUGUUCUUGGGAGAGAUGAUGGUUCUGUUGGUUGCUUCCAACUUGGCUUGCUCAACCAAACUGCUCCUGGUUUUCAACAUGAGCUUAGGGAUGACUCAGGGAUCGGUGUUCUGUGGAGUUUUGUCUCAAGGGGAAGAACGAUAAAGCCUGUGAAAGAUCUACAAAUAUUUGAGGUGCAUGGAAGAAAGCUUCUAUUUGUGCUCCAUAUUGAUGGGAUUUUACGAGUCUGGGAUCUUUCAUCCUAUUGCAAAAUUUUCACUCUUGCAUUGAGUGUUACACUUGAAGGAGCUACAGUGACGAGGUUAUGGGUGGGUGAACCUAAGCAUGAUUCAACCACAGUUCCUCUGGCAGUCUUGUGCAAGAGUAGUUUGGAAGUUGGCUUGGCAAUCAUCAAUGUUUAUAAUCUUCACUACAGUAUUGGGGACAAGAUGUUCUUGUCAAUGGAAUCUUCACACCAAAGUAUUCCUCAGGAGGAGGGGGAAUGUGUUGAUGUCAAACUUACAACAGACAAAAUUUGGAUUUUAAAGGAUAAUGGAUUAGUGUAUAACUAUCUGCUUCAUACAAACACUGCCAUGGAAGAAGCAGGCUGCUAUGUCUCACAAGAAGAAUUCGUUGCAGAUCAGCUGUUUCAAAGUUUGGAAAAUUCUGUAGAUGAUCUUAUUUUGAUGGCUAAUUCAGUGUUUUCAUCAGGAAAGGAGCACAUUUUUCCACUUGUUUCUUCUAUUUUCUUAUGAAGACUUCUUCAUCCUGGGGUUCUUCACAACCUAGUUCUACGUGCAACUUUAAUAGAUUAUAACAAGCACUGGACUGAUUCUGAGUUUCAGUCCUUGACUGUUGAUGGACUCAAAAAGGAGAUUCUUUUGCUGGUUGAAGAUAAGACUCUUCCCAAAAGUGUAUCAAUAUUUCAAGGGUGGAAAAACUUUUGUAGGCGCUAUUUCCAUUACUGGUGCAGAAAUAAUGCGCCAUGCAGCUUGAUUGUAGGGUCCUCAUCAGGUGCUGUUGGUUUAAUCAGAAAAAGUUCUGUAUCUUUAUUUCGUGGUUUGGAGAACAUUGAGCUACUCAUAGAUGGUUCUCGAGAGGAACUUGGUGAUCUUGUAAGCAUUGGGUUGAAUUCAUUGGAUGAUGAUUCUGAACGGGAGAUACUUGCUGAAUUGCUUAGAUGCAUUAUUAAUAUUAGCCAACAGUUGGGCAAAACAACUUAUGCUAUUUUUUAUGAAUCACUUGUUUGCAAGCAUAUUAUUUCCUCUGAGGAGAUUGUUCGUCGCUUGCUGAAGGUUCUAGAAACUGGACAUGGGUCAAUAAUAGCAGAACUCCAUGUAUUUAAUCUUGGAGCUGAUGUUGCAUGGGAAAAAGAGCAGGCAGAUCACAAAAAUCUGAGGAAAUUUUCUGUUGACAUAUUGCUGUCACUUCAUGUUCUUUAUAAAAAAGCAGCCUCUUGGGAGAAAGUUUUUGAUGUUUUAGGGAAGUAUCUGCAGGUUCUUGUUCCCCAGAAAGUUAUAAAAGAUUCAGGUGCUGGAACAUUGUUUAAUAUCAGCAAUUCCAUUGUGGUCCCAGCUGUCUGCCAGAUUGCGAAGGUGAUGUUUGAGUCUGCAUUGGAUAUCCUUCUUUUUGUUAGCUAUUUGGCUGAUAUCAGUUGGCAGAUUGACAUGUCACAUCAUGACAUAUCUAAAAUCCAACUUGAGAUGGUUCCAAUGAUUCAAGAAGUUGUUUUUGAGUGGCUAAUCGUUCUUUUCUUUAGCACUACACCAUCUGAGUCACUUUCAAUUGAAGAUUUUAGUUCUCAACUUUCAUCAUUACACAUUGGUAAGUUAUUUUUAAUUUUAUUUUUUUCUUUUUGGAUUGACUUAUUAACCAGUUUUUAUUAUGAGAAAAUGUUAUCACUUUGAUAUUUUAUCAUGUGAAAACUGACAUGUGGGCUUUACAAGGCUUGCAUCCAACCCAAAAACCAAUUGGCAAUAAGUGAAGUAGCCUUCC